AUGGCAAAAAAGAAAGCAUUCACCCCUCUUUUCUAUCUUGCAUAUAUAGUAUUUUUGCCCUGGUGGAUUUCUUUCUCAGUUAAUAAAUGUCUGGAAUCUUGGGUUACUAAUUGGUGGAAUACUGGGCAAUCCGAAAUUUUCUUGAAUAGUAUUCAAGAAAAGAGUCUUCUAGAAAAAUUCAUAGAAUUAGAGGAACUCCUCUUCUUGGACGAAAUGAUCAAGGAAUACUCGGAAACACAUCUCGAAGAGUUUGGGAUAGGAAUCCAUAAAGAAACGAUCCAAUUAAUCAAGAUGCAAAAUGAGAAUCGUAUCCAUACGAUUUUGCACUUCUCAACAAAUAUCAUCUGUUUUAUUAUUCUAAGCGGCAAUUUUGGGUAA
Messenger RNA from Capsicum annuum, 378 nucleotides. The record is from the annotation of a RefSeq genome assembly. NCBI's taxonomy places the organism in Eukaryota, Viridiplantae, Streptophyta, Magnoliopsida, Solanales, Solanaceae.